GGCCACUGGGUGUGGUGAAGGCGACGCACUUGAAGCCGCGGUCUCUUUUCUCGUCUUCUGACACCGCCUGCGGUCCAACGGGCUGGUUCAUGCUGAGCUGGGGGCGCGGACUUCGGCCAGGUUGUGCGAAGGUGAAAUAAAGAUAACUACAGCUUUCUGUGAAAAUGUCAGUUCUGAUAUCACAGAGUGUUAUAAAUUAUGUGGAAGAAGAAAACAUUCCUGCUCUGAAAGCUCUUCUUGAAAAAUGCAAAGAUGUUGAUGAGAGAAAUGAGUGUGGCCAGACUCCACUGAUGAUAGCUGCUGAGCAAGGCAAUCUGGAAAUAGUGAAAGAAUUGAUUAAGAAUGGAGCUAACUGUAAUCUGGAAGAUUUGGAUAAAUGGACAGCACUUAUAUCUGCUUCAAAAGAAGGACACAUACACAUUGUGGAAGAGCUACUUAAAUGUGGGGUUAACUUGGAGCACCGUGAUAUGGGGGGAUGGACAGCUCUCAUGUGGGCAUGCUACAAAGGCCGGACUGAUGUGGUAGAGUUGCUUCUUUCUCAUGGCGCCAGUCCAAGUGUCACUGGUCUGCAGUAUAGCGUUUACCCAAUCAUUUGGGCAGCAGGAAGAGGCCAUGCAGAUAUAGUGCAUCUUCUACUGCAAAAUGGUGCUAAAGUCAACUGCUGUGAUAAGUUUGGAACCACCCCUUUGGUUUGGGCUGCACGAAAGGGUCAUUUGGAAUGUGUGAAGCAUUUAUUGUCCAUGGGUGCUGAUGUCGAUCAAAAAGGAGCAAAUUCAAUGACUGCACUUAUUGUGGCAGUAAAAGGAGGCUACACACAGUCAGUAAAAGAAAUUUUGAAACGGAAUCCAAAUGUAAAUUUAACUGACAAGGAUGGAAACACAGCCUUGAUGAUUGCAUCAAAGGAGGGACAUACGGAGAUUGUGCAGGAUCUGCUGGAUGCUGGGACAUAUGUGAACAUACCUGACAGGAGUGGGGAUACUGUGUUGAUUGGUGCUGUCAGAGGUGGUCAUGUCGAAAUUGUUCGAGCACUUCUCCAAAAAUAUGCUGAUAUUGACAUUAGAGGACAGGACAAUAAAACUGCUUUAUAUUGGGCUGUUGAAAAGGGAUAUGCAACAAUGGUGAGAGAUAUCCUACAGUGCAAUCCUGAUACUGAAAUAUGCACAAAGGAUGGUGAAACCCCACUGAUAAAGGCCACCAAGAUGAGAAAUAUCGAAGUAGUAGAGCUGCUGCUAGAUAAUGGAGCUAAGGUGUCUGCGAUAGAUAAGAAAGGAGAUACUCCCUUGCAUAUUGCUAUUCGUGGAAGGAGUCGGAAACUGGCAGAACUUCUUUUAAGAAAUCCCAAAGAUGGGCGUUUACUUUAUAGGCCAAACAAAGCAGGAGAGACUCCUUACAACAUUGACUGUAGCCAUCAGAAAAGCAUUUUAACACAAAUAUUUGGAGCCAGACACUUGUCUCCUACCGAAACAGAUGGUGACAUGCUUGGUUAUGAUUUAUAUAGCAGUGCCCUGGCAGAUAUUCUCAGUGAACCUACCAUGCAGCCGCCCAUUUGCGUGGGGUUGUAUGCACAGUGGGGAAGUGGGAAAUCUUUCUUACUCAAGAAACUAGAAGAUGAAAUGAAGACAUUUGCAGGACAACAGAUUGAACCGCUUUUUCAGUUUUCUUGGCUUAUCGUGUUUCUUACCCUGCUACUUUGUGGAGGGCUUGGCUUAUUGUUCGCUUUUACGGUUGACCCAAAUCUUGGCAUAGCAAUUUCAUUGAGCUUCCUGGCGCUCUUAUAUAUAUUCUUCAUUGUCAUUUACUUUGGUGGACGAAGGGAAGGAGAGAGUUGGAAUUGGGCCUGGGCCAUCACCAGAUUGGCAAGGCAUAUUGGCUAUUUGGAACUUCUCUUCAGACUCAUGUUUGUGAACCCACCUGAACUGCCAGAGCAAACUACAAAAGCUUUGCCUGUGAGAUUUUUGUUUACAGAUUACAAUAGGCUGUCCAGCGUAGGUGGAGAAACUUCCUUGGCUGAAAUGAUCGCAACCCUCUCAGAUGCUUGUGAGAGAGAGUUUGGCUUUUUGGCAACCAGGCUUUUUCGAGUAUUCAAGACUGAAGAUACUCAGGGUAAAAAGAAGUGGAAAAAAACUUGCUGUCUGCCAUCAUUUGUCAUCUUCCUUUUUAUCUUUGGCUGCAUUAUUGCUGGAAUUACUCUUCUGGCUCUAUUCCGAGUUGACCCAAAACAUCUGACAGUAAAUGCUGUCCUCAUCUCAGUUGCGUCUAUGGUGGGGUUGGCCUUUGUGCUGAACUUUCGUACAUGGUGGCAAGUUGGACUCUCUCUUGAAUCUCAAAGAAAACGCCUCCAUCACGCUGCUUCCAAAUUGCACAAGUUGAAAAGUGAAAGGAUUCAUGAAA
Messenger RNA from Castor canadensis (American beaver), 2391 nucleotides. The record is from RefSeq and is a predicted model, not a curated record. NCBI's taxonomy places the organism in Eukaryota, Metazoa, Chordata, Mammalia, Rodentia, Castoridae.